Molecule: messenger RNA, 3634 nt
Organism: Rhinopithecus roxellana (golden snub-nosed monkey)
Lineage: Eukaryota; Metazoa; Chordata; Mammalia; Primates; Cercopithecidae
Gene: PGCKA1
Product: chromosome 2 C4orf19 homolog
Exons: 3
Coding region: 176-1123 (315 amino acids)
Source: RefSeq, a predicted model, not a curated record
ACACAACCUUGGACAUUAGAGCCUAUCCGUCUGAUCUAGAGAAGGAAUGUGGCUGGGGAAGGAAAACUCAGGGCGAGGUGAGAGGACAGAACCUCUAACCAGGAAGAGCUGUCCCUGCCAAGCUCCGGAGAGGCGCAGAAGCAUGACCCUCAGGUGGUAACAGAAAACAAUCCAGAUGGGGUGCAGGUGCUGUAAAAUAAUACAAAGCUAUCUCUUUGAUCCAGUUCAAGUGUCCUCUCCUGGCUAUGUCAAUGAAGUCAACAGCUGCAAGCUAGAUGAAGACGACACUGAUAAACUGAAAGGCAAAUGGAACAGUGAAGUCCUGGUGCAGAAAAAUGACUCUCAGAGGCAGGGCUCAAAAAAGACUGAGAGCAGCAGCAGGACAGCUAAUCCACGGGAGCCCUGCUGGCCUCACCAAGGGCCGCUCCCGCAGGGGGAUGCUGGAGGGGAACACCAUGCCUGCGGCAUCAAUGGCCUCGGCCCUGCUGCCGCUCCACAGCCCACUGGGAAUCCCAGCCCUUCCCAGGAUGACAGGGGCUCCUGGACCAGUACUGAAAAUACUGGAGUUCCCCCAACUCAACCCUUCCUGGAAGGAGGGGGCACCAGGAAACAGGACUGUGUGCUACUGGCCUCAGAAGGAACCCAAGUCAUGAGAAAUGGAGACUCCAGAGCUCCUUCUGAGGCAGAAGGUUUUGCCUUGGAAGUACAAGACCAUGUCUUCCAGAUACCAGCCCCAGAUUACCUUCAGCAUUGGGGCCCAGCUGGAGACAACAUUGACCAUAAUGAAAAGGACUGUGUUUUCAAGAACCAUACUGAGGAUGAGUCCCUUGAGGGAAUUCAGCCCACAGUAGGGGAGCGUGGUUUGAAUACACCCUUCUCUGGGAGGAGAAGCUGGGAUUCAUUGAAUGAGGAUGUGGAAACAGAAGUUCUAAGCAUCUGCUUUAAUGAGAAGGGUCCUGCUCAUGCCAUGCCUGUGGUUGACUCAGGAAACAGGCAGGAGGAUGCCCAUGGCUCCAGUGGAGACGGAGGUGGGGAGAUUGUGGACGAGGAUGCAGCGGUGGCGGAGGCCCUUGCGGCUUUAGAAGCGGCUACUGCAGGAGAAGAUUUGGAUGAGGCUGAUUAGGGGAGGGGAUUUGCACAGGGAGGUAAGCUGGUGUCAUGCUGAGCAUGCAGAUGCAUUUGCUCCCUGGAUGCAGAGCAGGUGAUUCUCCCAGCAUGCACUAGUGCAGCCUUACCAGUUGUUUACAUCCAGCAUCUGUUCUGAUUGUCAGCAUCUGUCCCAUGCUGCUUGUCACAUAUCUGGAGUUUCACUCUGUGUCGAUGAGCUGUUAUUCAGGACACUAGGAGAAAAAUCUGAGUGGGUCAUUGUGCCCAUAUCCACAGAAAGUGCAGAAAUUGAACAGCUUGCUUGACAACCUCAAACAUCUUUGAGCACCUGGUACAGAUGUUUAUGAGAAUACUCUAAGAUCUCAACCCUUGAUCCCAAAGGCACACAAUCACAGAGGAUUCCUUUUGACUAUAAACUGUUUACCUUGCUUUUGAGAGCCAAACAUUGUACCCAACCUGGAAAAAGUAACUACCCCAAUUAAAGUGCCUCAUGAGUCCCCAGAGCAUGGCUUAACUUCAGGGACAAUUCUCCCAGGGAACUAAGAACUAACCAGUUGUUCAACAGCAGGUUAAGCUCAGCAGUUUUCACAGUAGAGCAGAAGUCCUCAGGAAACAAAAGGUUAGUCAUUAGCUGAGAUGUGAUUUUAAAACACCUUGACCUUAACUUUUUUACAUUAUUACUUUUAAAUCUCCUUUGGGAUUGGGGAGGCUUGGCCAACAUAGUCUUAAAACUGCUUGUGUCAUAUUUGGGUUUUAAGUUCAUGACUUUCAGAACAGCAAAGCCAUAUAUGAAUGUUUUUAUGCCAUUAAAUGUCUGAUUCUAAUUAAAAUAUAACAACGUAUGUGUCUUUCUGUCUUAACUCAAAGGUGGUUCUAAUUUUCUCAGAAUAUCAGUGACCCUGGAUGUUACUUUCAAUGUAAAGAGCUAAUCUAGAUGGCCGGGCACAGUGGCUCACGCCUGUAAUCCCAGCACUUUGGGAGGCCGAGGUGGGUGGAUCAUGAGGUCAGGAGUUCGAGACCAGCCUGGCCAACAUAGUGAAACCCCAUCUCUACUAAAAAUACAAAAAAAUUAGCUGGGCGUGGUGGUGGGCGCCUGUAAUCCCAGCUACUUGGGAGGCUGAGGCAAGAAGAAUUGCUUGAACCCAGGAGGUGGAGGUUGCAGUGAGCCAAGAUCGCGCCACUGCACUCCAGCCUGGGCGGCAGUACGAGAUCCCGUCUCAAAAAAAAAAAAAAGAGCUAAGCUAAGCACAGUGGCUCAUGUCUGUAAUCUCAGCACUUUGGAAGACUGACGUGAGAGGACUGCCAAGGCCAGGAAUUCAAGACCAACCUGGGUAAUUUAACGAGACCCCAUCUCUAUGAAAAAAAAAAAAAAAAAAAAGAGCUAGACUACAAAAUUAUACUCAAGGAAGGGACCAAGUUGGUUUGCAGAGCCAUGACUUUGGCUUUCUCUCUCUCAAGUUAAACUUGAUGCCAUAACUAAGUGUCUUGAUCUUACCACAAAGAUGAACAAGCCCUCUCUGGAUUUCAGCCUUCUAAUUCACUGAAACAAGGUCAACCAUUCUAACAUAACUCAAUGGAGAAUUUAAAGGCAUUAAGGAUGCUCAAAACUAUUUAGAAAAAAAAACAACAUGGAAGAUGCUUUAGUUUGAUGUUUUGUAACACAGAAUUGAAAUCUCACUGAACUUCGUUUGAUUUCCAGCUUUGCCAUGUGACUUUGGGCAAGUUAUGUAUCCCUUCUCUUUACCCAUCUGGGAAGUGAGAAUAAUAAGAGUAUGUGCUUGUAAAGAUUAAAUGAAAUGAUGUGUUUAGCACAGUGCUUGGGACACUAGGCACUCAAAAAUGAUGUCUUACCAGUUGAAAACAAUUCCUUUAACAAACAUUUUUACAUCCUCACAACUGAAAACUCUAAUACUGGGAGGUGUAUAUAAUGUCAUUAUUUGAUUUUGAUAAUUAUUUAGUAUAAAACAUGAUUUCUGAGCCUUCCAGCACCUUUAAGGAUGGCACCCUUACAAAUGCUUAAUGAACAUAUGUUACCCUGGGUUAGUUUGGUAUUGUAAUGACAAGCCAUCGCAAGUGACCUCUAUAUACAGGGUCACUCAGAGUCCUUAAAAAGAUAAACUCUUGGUGUUGUUAAUUGCAUCAGAGGUAUGUCUCCUUUUGUAUUUAGUAUACCAAAUACUUAAUAUUUCAGAAUGCUUAUUCCUUCAUUGACUUCCUAAGUGUAUCAGUUGGGAUUAUGUUCAGUUGUAUGGGAUGAAUGUUUUAUACAAAUAGAGGUUUAUUUACCUCCUAUGUAAAAGAAGUCUGGAGUUAGUGAUCCAGGGUGGCAGAUACAGGGUAUCACUGACCCGUGUAUCAGUGACUCAUGUAUCAAUGGCCCAUGUGUCAAUGACCGGCGUAUGAAUGACCUAUGCUUCUUCAGUCAUGUUGGUUUCCUUCUCAACGUCACUUUGUAGUUCAAAAUGACUGCUGUGGCUUCAGUCAUUAGAUUUACAUUCCACGUUGGAAAAAGAAUAGGUCAAAAACC